UUGUUGUCAAUGACAACCAAAGUAACGUUCGGACCGGACGGUUUCAGUUUUGGCUCGUACGUGAGUUAGCCUGGUUCAUUCAGUUAAGUAGUUAAACAACUAUUAGACAAAUAAAACAUAGCCGUGUCGUUGUGUGAAGUGGUGAAACAAUGGACUCAAAUUCGCUGUCGUAUUCUCUGGACCUCAUUGCCAGCAGCGGACGUAUUUUAAAUAUUGAACAGAGAACCGCACUUCAGACGUCCAUGUUGAUCCUGAAGAAAAGCUACAAUUUCAAACGGGUCAUGUUCUGGGGGAAACUUCUGGGCAUAAAGCAGGACUACUUCAUUGCUCAAGGGAGAAGUGAAGAUGAACUAAAAAAUAGAACAUAUCUUUAUAGCUUCAACUGCAUGGACUGGCUCCUUCUUCCAACUGUCACUGAGAGCAUGAUUGAAGAAGUGACCAAAACUGCUAAGGGUCAUUUCAUAGGAGACCCCGCCUAUGUGUAUGAACAAAAUCUGUACUUUCCGAUUGAGUCAGAAGAAGAAGCAGAGGCUAACGUGACCAGAGUAAGUGAGGAGAACAGACUGGCAGUGACUCUUCAACAGAUUGAUGAAGAAGUGUCUGUGGUGCCCCGAGGUGCCUUCAUCAGGACCCCACUUGGCCUUGUCCAUGUCAACCGCAGUUUUGAGGGCCUUUCUGAAUCAGAAGCAAGGAAGCUUGACAAUUUUCUACACUUCCGUGAACCGAAGAGAGCAAACACUUUAUAUCUCGAAAGGAUGGGGGACUGGUGCCCAGCCAUCGACUUCCUGGAUGUCCUUAGUGACGACAUUCCUAAAGGAUCGUGGAGUCUUCAGUUUGAGUGUGCCAGCAGUGUGUGUAUUCUGCGCAGCCUCCUGUGGUUUGGACUCACUUUCUACCAUGUGCCAAAUACGCCACAGCAUGGAUACGUCUACAUCGGCAACGGGCUGAAAAACCGGGACCUUCCUUUUAUGCUGUAAUAUAAACAUGCUGUUUUUUUGAUCUCA
Molecule: messenger RNA, 1004 nt
Organism: Poecilia reticulata (guppy)
Lineage: Eukaryota; Metazoa; Chordata; Actinopteri; Cyprinodontiformes; Poeciliidae
Gene: rsph9
Product: radial spoke head component 9
Biological process (GO): cilium movement involved in cell motility; axoneme assembly; motile cilium assembly
Cellular component (GO): axoneme; radial spoke
Source: RefSeq, a predicted model, not a curated record